Staurois parvus is the source of this 846-nucleotide messenger RNA. Lineage: Eukaryota; Metazoa; Chordata; Amphibia; Anura; Ranidae. The record is from the annotation of a GenBank genome assembly.
AUGGGCAUAAUACUGAACAGUUUGGCCCUUUAUGUGUUCUGUUUUCAGACCAAAGUAAGGACACCCUCUGUUAUUUACACCAUUAACUUGGUAGUGACAGACCUCUUAGUGGGUCUCUCUCUACCAGCACGAAUUGUUAUGUAUUACCGUAAUGUAGAGACCUGUUAUAUCUGCUAUUAUGUUCACAGUUUUACGUAUUCUGUGAACAUGUACUGUAGUAUUCUUUUCCUGACCUGCAUCUGUGUUGAUCGCUACCUGGCCAUUGUGCAAGCCAGAGCCUCAUGCAGAUGGAGAAAUCCCAGUUAUGCCAAAUGCAUCUGUGUUUUGAUUUGGAUAUUUGCUGUAAUUGUAACUUUCAUCAUACUGACCACAACGAUUAACCACAAACAUUGUUGUUUUUUCCAGCUACUUAUGCUGACAGGUUUUGAGUAUUUUGUUCCCUUGGUGAUUGUUGUUUUCUACACCCUGCGGAUCAUGUGGACUUUGUCCAAGUCAAUACAAAUGAACCAAAGCCGAGAGAGAGAGAGACGGGUGAAGGCGGUACAGCUCCUCAUAAUGGUGCUGGUCAUCUUCACAGUCUGUUUCACUCCCAUUCAUGUUAGUCAAGUGGUUUUCUGUGUCCGCAGUGAGGUGUCUCGGGAUGUCAUCCUCAUUGUGUACCAUGUCACAGUAACUUUGAGUAGUUUUAAUAGUUGUAUGGAUCCCAUUGUUUAUUGUUUUGUUACUAGCCAUUUCCAAUCCGCUAGGAAUAGUAUUUUCAGAGAACAACCGCCACCAGUUCCUUUUAACAGUCCCUGCCCCUGCCGUAGGCAGCUCGCCCUGGGGGCUAGGAGAAUACAGGAGUAA